ACGUGGUCUCGCGGCGGAGCGAUGGCGGCGUGGCUAGCGCGCUUUCUGCUGCUGCUGCUCAGGCUCGCGGCGCACGGGCCCGCGCCGGCCGGAGCCGCAAAGAUGAAGGUGGUGGAGGAGCCAAACACGUUCGGGCUGAACAACCCGUUCUUGCCCCAGACCAGCCGACUCCAGCCCAAGAGGGAACCUUCGCCCCUGUCGGGGCCUGCUCACCUCUUCAGGCUCGCUGGCAAGUGUUUCAGCCUAGUGGAGUCUACGUACAAGUAUGAGUUCUGCCCGUUCCAUAAUGUGACUCAGCAUGAGCAGACCUUCCGCUGGAAUGCCUACAGUGGGAUACUAGGCAUCUGGCAUGAGUGGGAGAUCAGCAACAACACCUUCACCGGCAUGUGGAUGAGUGAUGGAGACUCUUGCCGCAGCAGGAGCCGACAGAGCAAGGUGGAGCUCACCUGUGGAAAGAGCAACCGGCUGGCCCACGUGUCCGAGCCAAGCACCUGUGUCUAUGCGCUGACCUUUGAGACGCCCUUGGUCUGCCACCCCCACUCUUUGUUAGUGUACCCGACCCUGCCCGAGGCCCUGCAGCGGCGCUGGGACCAGAUGGAACAGGACCUGGCUGAUGAGCUCAUCACCUCCCAGGGCUAUGAGAAGUUGCUGAGGGCACUGUUUGAAGAUGCUGGCUAUGUGAAGGCGCAGGGAGAAAACCAGCCCAUUCCAGAGGGAGGGCUGAAGACUGUGGGGCUGGAGAACCUGGAGAAAUGCAGAAAGGCCCACUCAGAACUAGCUGAGGAGAUUCAGAGGCUCACCUCCCUGCUCAGCCAGCAUGGCAUCCCGUACUCGAAGCCCACAGAAACCUCUCAUUUUGAGCAGCACCUGGGCCAAGGGCUUCCUACCCAUGGAACCCCAGAGCAACUGAGAGGUGAUCCUGGGCUGCGUGAGAACAUCCUGUGACAGAGCAGCUACGAGUGCUGGGAGAUGAGCACCGCUGGCCGCCCACUACUGCGCUGCAUGCGGAAACCAUGCCUCUCCGGCUUCCUGACCAGGCAGGGCUGUCACUUGCAUGAGCAUAACAAAACAGACCACACGGCAGAGAGUCAGAGACUUAAUUUUAUCCCAUACUGGUAAAAAUAAUUCCAUGAAUUCUGUAAACCAUUGCAUAAAUGCUAUAGUGUAAAAAAUUUAAACAAAUGUUAACAGUUGACUACAAGUAAAUGAUUAUGCAGUAUAAACACGACCUUAUAGGUUAGGAGGCUCUUGACAGAGAGAGGAACACCUAAGAAUGCAGAACACAGGCUUCUGUACUCUGUCCACAGGAAGUGCCCUCACUGGAGGAAGGCCUGCCGACCACAGCUACAGGACACUUGCCACCCUCUAACUUUAAUAUUAGUACUAUAGACAACGGGCAACGGAAACAAGGGUGGGGCUAACACAGCCUCAGCUCCUAAACCCAGGCCCGAAGUCCACUGUCCACAUUACAGGCUGUAGGUCUCCUCCCCUCAGCCCCUUUGCCUAGGAAUGCUCUAGAACCCACACAAGGUGGGGAGGACCGGAGCCAUGCCUGCAGGCAGUUCCCUGCUCUUCCACCAUCCUGGACCUGGAGGAGCAGACUGGCAAGCAUCCACUGGCCACAGUGGGCACCGCUCUGAGCUGUCACCACCCUGGGUUGUGACUCGCUCCAGAGUGCCAGCCACUCCACACAGGAACUGGCCAGCAGGCUGGAGCCUAGUUGCUCUUCACGAUACCAAUAAUAAACUAGAUACCAAUAACAAACACUGUCCUGUUGUCCCAGGAAAGACCAGAGGCCCCUAUGGGAAACAGGUGCAUAAAUAUCAAUAAAAAUAAUCUUAAAACAUUGAUUAAUAGCACAAAAAUACAUGAUUGCUAGGUACUGAACUAAUAAGUCAUUCACUAUGUAAUUAAGAACAAAAUAAAACCAAGUCAAUAGUUGCCUUUAGUAGCAGACUAGCUGUGGAAUGUCAUGGAUUCACAUCCUUUAAAAUGAUAGAAUUCUCUAUCAGUGUGUCUUAUAUUAAAAAUGCUUUUAAAUCUCCUAUAUUAAAUACA
Messenger RNA from Perognathus longimembris pacificus (Pacific pocket mouse), 2058 nucleotides. It is a transcript of the gene Gnptg, whose product is annotated as N-acetylglucosamine-1-phosphate transferase subunit gamma. The record is from RefSeq and is a predicted model, not a curated record. The coding region runs from base 22 to 945 and encodes 307 amino acids. Gene Ontology annotation, cellular component: Golgi apparatus. The transcript is spliced from 11 exons. Lineage: Eukaryota; Metazoa; Chordata; Mammalia; Rodentia; Heteromyidae.